UUCCUCUAGAAUUAUUGUUGUUGUUUUGCGGUCUUCUACGCCUUCCUAUUUAUAUAAAAAAAAUUUUUUUAAUCAAGAGAAAAAAUCUUAAACUGGGAAAAUUAUGGAAUUUAAUGGGAAAAUAAAUUACGUAAAGGAAUUCCUUCAAAAACAGAGAGUACUAUAUAAGUAUUACAACCAAUACCAGAUACUCCUAAGUAGUUAGCAGUAGGGGGAUGUCGGGGGAUUAGAUAGGGUUACGUCGGUGGAUUAACAGCGGAUUAGGAGGGGAUUAGGAGGGACGUCGGGGAACGACAUCCUUUGAAGACAUCUUUUUUUCCUCUCUCUCUCUUCCCCCACAUCGUUUCCCCCUCCCUCUCUCAUUUCUCACUACUCUUUUUUUUCUCGCUCUGUUUUUUCUCCAACAACCUUUUUUCUCUCUUACAGCUCCUUCUACUAAAAUUAAUCAAUAAAUGGUGAGAAGAAAAGUUUACCACAUAUUUUUCUUCUCUUCAAUACAUUUUUUCUUCCCACUUAUUGAUUUUGUUGGUCAGUAACAAGAAGACCAUUUACAUACGACUAUAUUUUUUAAUGUUUUCAAACAUUUUACAUAUUUGUAUUUUAUUCGGUCUAUUUUUAAUUUUUAGGGGUUCACUGUUGAACUGUUGAUUAUUCUACUUUACCACUUAAUAAUUCUUAUGCAGAAUCCAGAGAAUAUUUCAAAUCCUCAUCAAUCUCUCUAUGAAGAUUUAUUUUCCAAGCUGAAUCCGAUGGGCAAAGAUGAAAUCGAUUCAACCAGUAUUGCUGCUUUUCUAAGAACUGCUAAAGAUGUUAAUACGGCGCAGCUUUCUCAGAUUUGGAAAGCAGCUUGUAAAUCGAGUGGCUUUGUAAAGCGUGGAUUUCUAAACAAAUUGGGCAUUUUUAUGUGUUUUAAGGUAUUUUGUUUAAAAUUUAAAUGUACUUUUGCACCUUUACAAAUCUUAUCAAAGGAUUUAAUGUCUAUAUUAGGGUCGUAA
Molecule: messenger RNA, 995 nt
Organism: Meloidogyne enterolobii
Lineage: Eukaryota; Metazoa; Nematoda; Chromadorea; Rhabditida; Meloidogynidae
Source: the annotation of a GenBank genome assembly